Nicotiana tabacum (common tobacco) is the source of this 687-nucleotide messenger RNA. The record is from RefSeq and is a predicted model, not a curated record. Lineage: Eukaryota; Viridiplantae; Streptophyta; Magnoliopsida; Solanales; Solanaceae.
AUGACCGAAGUUGUUGUCUCUCACACCGCAUCUAUCCAAAAGUUAGAGAUGCAAAUGAGAGACCUUUCAAGAGAGCAAAAACCAAAGCAAAAAUGGCAACUUCCUAGUGAUACCAUUGCGAACUCGAAGAGUGGUGGAAGUGGCUCAACUUCUCACGUCAUGGCAAUAACUACUAGAAGUGGGAAAGUUUUACAAGAGAAGGUGCAAGAAGUGAACCAAGAAGAGGUGAAGGAAAAGGAGAAGGAGACAUCAAAAUCUCCACCUCCUAUUCCUAGACCUCCUCCGCCUUUCCCUCAAAGACUUAUUAGAAGGGUUGAUGAUAGCAAGCUUGAGAAAUUCUAUGAUAUUCUAAAGCAAUUAUCGGUGAACAUUCCAUUCUUGGAGGCUUUUCAAGAAAUGCCGGGGUUUGCCAAAUAUUUGAAGGAUUUUAUCACCAAAAAGAGGACCACAAAGAAUGAGGUGGUAAACAUGACUCACCAGGUUAGCACUAUUAUUGCCACAAGCCCUGUCCAAAAGAAAGAGGACCCGGGAGCAUUUACUAUUCCAUGCAUUAUCGGGGAGCGUGACUUUGCAAAAGCCCUUUGUGACAAUGGGGCUAGCAUCAAAUUGAUGCCACUUUCCAUCUACAAGAAAGCAAGAUUAGGGAAGCCGAGGCCAACAAGCAUGAGGUUACAAAUGGCCGAUUGA